CCCGUGAAGUAGGAAGGCUGAUUGUAAGUCACGCAUGUUUUUGGUGGAGACGUCUUCUAUAAAUACAAGCGGAAGCACCUGCGCCUGCGCUUGACACAAGACAUCAGUGGUUUGGUUCGCUCCAACCUGAUCAGGCCUACAUAUACAUAUAUAUACAUAUAUGUAAUUAUAAAGUCUAUCAAGUGUUUCACUAUGGAGGAUAAUUACCAAUACCCUGUUUUCUUUGAUUUUCCCAAUCUGGACGAAAAACAAAAGAAGAUAAUAGAAAACUUUUUCCGCAUUCGACGCAAAUCAGGAGGUGGAGACAGCAGCUCGAUAACCAACAUAUGUGAUAAUGUUUACAGCAUUGCUUUUCAUGACCGAGAAGAUCAGCAAAGAGUCUUGCAGAGAUCUAAACAUGUGUUGGAGUUUGAAGGUGGUCCCCUGGUGCUGACUGUGCGAGGAAAUCCUUCCACCUGCUCUCACAUCACUACCUCGACUACAAGCAAGUCAGUUAGCCCAAAACUGGACUCAACCUCAUCACAGCAGUCCAUUCCUGCCUCUACCCCUCCACCAAGUGGUGAAGAAUAUGAACUACGACCUGAUGCUUACCUCCUACGUUACUUAAAGGAAUGCCCCAAGGCUAGGAAAGAACUAGAGAAAGAACUCUCCUCUGUGGCCUGCUCUGCUCAGCUGUACCCAGAGGAAGGGAGGGUUUUAGUUAGCCGUUUAGCUAAACCUGGUGCUCCACAUGAUGUUAGAAAUUGGAAAGCAGAAGUAGACAAACUCAUUGAUGGCUACCUGUGCCACUGUGAGGUGGACGUUCACAAAAUUAAAGCUUUGCUUCAGUCCUGCAGCUCUCCUCAGACCACAGACGACGUGAAGGUGUACAGCGAGGAUAGGAUGGCUGUUGUUGUCGGUGAGCGUUCUCAGGUGAAAGCCAGGUUGAUGGCUGUGGAGGACUUGCUUGUUAAACGAGGGUCACGUUUUAGUGGGAAGGAAACCAGCAUUCGUAGACUGGGUGUGGCAAAGCUCCGCCUCCUCUGGAAAAAGAUUGAGCACGGUUUGCAACAAGACUUUCCAGAAGUGAAGUUUGCGCAGGGAGCUGCAGGUCAGUUAGUUUUGGAAGGCUCUGCCGAAGAGAUUCUCAAGGCUGGAGAGUGGAUUUCUGAUCAGGAGAAGUUUGUGUUCGAAAGGACAGUUUCUGACAUGAGCCCACAUUUUUUGGCCUUCCUAAGAAAGGCCUAUGGAGGUCCAGGGGUGCUAGGGGACUUUCUACUGCUUGGUGGCAAGGUGGAAGUAGAGUUACGAGACAUAGAGCUAUGUUUCUUCACCCUCUCCGCUGAUAAACUGAAUGACACAGAAAUAAAACUUCAUGAAAAAUUCAAGGAAGUCAAGAUUGAUGUUCCUAGCUGCUCUGUUGUGCCAUCUGAGCUUCAGGAAAAGCUUAAGUCCAAGACAAAUGAGAUGAACCAAAGGCAAUACAGGGCUCAGGUCGUGUUUGGCUCAGACAGCACGGUGUGCUUACUGGGCCACACCAAAGAGGUUGAAGACCUGAAUGAAUUAGUCAUACAGUUUAUUUUGGAUCAGUCAAACAUAGAAGGCAAAGUCAUUCUCCCUUACCCAGAGUUGGUACAUAUUUUACCAGAAUUACUGCAGCUGCAUGCGUUUGACUAUUCAGGGGUUACCUUUCAUCCUUUAACAUCUUCCUCUGGGCCCAUGGUGCUGCUUGAAGGUCCCUCCAGCAAAGUGAAUGAGGUCAGGAACAGACUGGGUCCAUUUCUGGACUCCCUUGUUCAGGAUAGAGUCACCAUUGACCUGCCAGGGGCAAUAAGGUAUAUCGAAAGUCGCCCUGGAAGAGACAAUAUUUUAAGUGUUGCUCGUUCUCAGAAGUGUCUUGUACAGCUUCAAGAACAACUUCACGCAACUAAACAGAUUUUGGCAUCUGGUGCAGGAACUGUUGGCACAACAGUGGCCAGCUACAGCCUUCGUAAUGGGCUUCAGGUGCUGGUCUGUCAGGGUGACAUCACCAAACAGGAAGCUGAUUGCCUGGUAAAUGCUGCCAACGGAGAUCUGGACCACGGUGGGGGAGUUGCUGCUGCACUGUCUAAAGCAGGUGGCCCUCAGGUGCAGAAGGAGAGUAGAGAUAUAGUAAAGCAGACUGGAAAAAUACCUACAGGUGAUGUGGUUGUGACCACAGGGGGUAACCUAAACUGCAAGAAACUGCUGCAUGCUGUUGGACCUGUAGGUGGAAAAUCAGUUGGCAAAGAAAGGAUGUUACUGGAAAAAACUGUCCAAGCUGCUUUGAAUUUAGCAGAGAUGAUGGAGUUCAGGUCUAUAGCCAUGCCCUGUAUCAGCUCAGGUUUGUUUGGUGUACCUGUCACUGUGUGCUCUGAGGCUAUUGUAACUGCUGUUAAGACGUUUGGCAGUCAGGGAGGGAGAAGUCUGAGCAGAAUUAUCCUGAUUGAUAAUAGAGGAGAAGUGGUGAGGGCCAUGCAGGACGCAUGUGACCGGCUUCUCCAAGGAAUAAGUACCGGAAGCAGUGCACCAGGUGAUCAUGGGUUCCUAGGAGCCACCGCUGGAGCUCCUGGAGGUGGUGUCCAUGUAGAGAUUAUUCAGGGAAGAAUGGAGACCCAGCAGGUGGAUGCCCUGAUAUCCCCUAUGGUUGGCCAUGACCCUCUCUCUACCCGUGUCGGAAACGCCUUGUCCGACAUGGCUGGACCUCAGCUGACUGCAAAGUUUCAUAAGGAAGCAGGAAGAGCAGCAGCGCCUGGUGACACAAUCCUGGUGGAAGGCUUGCCUGCACUUCAAUCUAAAGGAGUGUUCUUCCUCAACAUCAUUCCCUGGGAUAAUAACCAACAUGGAACCGCUGUUCAGGUUCUGAGACAGGGCAUCAGAAAGAUUCUGGCUUCCUGUCAGAUCCAAGGCUUUAGUUCAGUGGCUCUCCCUGUGCUUGGGACUGGUGCUGUCCUGUGUUUUCCUCACCGCGUGGCAGCCAGGGUUGUACUGGAGGAGGUCCGUGAAUUUGAACACAACCGAGCCAGCGGAACAUCUUUUCUGGUCCGUAUUGUCAUCCACCCCAAUGACAAAGAAUCUAGCAAGGCCUUCCAGUCCUCCCAGGAAACGUUGCAUCUCAGAGGAUUCACAAACGAUGCCAACCCAGACCAAGCUUCCUUUUACCGCCAUGUCUCCCUAACUAACGAUGAGGUCACAGCCAUGCUGGGUGGAGUCAAGCUUCAGAUGGUCCUUGGUGACAUCACUCAGGAGACCACUGAGGCCAUUAUCAACACAACUGACUUCUCCAACAACCAAUCUGGUGUGUCUAAAGCCAUUCUGACUGCAGCAGGGCCUGUUGUCCAAGCACACUUAGCACAGAUGGGCGUUCCAGCAGACUUCAUGUGUACCACCGGACCCGGGUUGCUUGGCUGCAAGGAAAUCAUUCAUGCUAGUUUUAAGUGUGAGCCUCAGAUGAUUCGGAAGAAUUGCAAAACAAUACUGACACAGUGCGAGAGCAAAGGCUACAGCUCAGUGGCCUUCCCAGCUAUCAAUACCGGUGCGGGUGGUAUGGACUCGGUCAAGGCUUGUAAAGCCAUGCUGGAUGGCAUGACCUCAGCUAUUACAGACUUGCAACCAAAUUCCCUCACACUCAUCCGCAUUGUCAUCAUCCAGCAACGGGUCUUUCUGGCUUUCAGAUCAGAGUUGGAGAACCGCUUUGGACAAACAGCCACUCGCCACCUAAACCUGAAAGAAAAAGCUAAAAAGAAGUGGCAGGAGAAGACAAGACACAUUGCAAAACCUCAAGGCAAAACUUUCACCUCCUCAAAGCCACCGCCAGCUGUGAUAAGUGUGAUUGGUUGUGGUGCAGACACCAUCAGGACCAUCAAGAAAGAUCUGGAGGGGAUUCUGCAGAAGCAGCUGCUAGAGAGAGAGGUGGAUGUGGAGGAUUUUUCCAAGCUGGAUGCCAUGGAGCUGGAGGCAGUGCAGGCAAAAGUCAAAGUCUUAGGAAUAAGCCUGGAACACAGGAGACAUCGAAGUUCUAAAGAUGUGACUGGCAACAGAGCGGGUAACACGGCUAGUGAUGGUUCAGGUUCAGGAAGAGAGGUUUAUGUGCUGAAAGGCCUGAAAGAGGACGUGUUGAGCGUUAUUGAGCUUGUAAACAGAGCAAUCCAAAAAGCACUUUGCGAAGACCUCCGAGAUAAAGAAGAAGCGAUGCUGGCUCUUUAUGUCCAGUGGUCAAUUCAGGAUGUAAAUAAAGCCUGGCAAGAGCUGAGCCUGCAUGACAACUACAUGCUGGAGAAGGCUCACAUGAAGAAACAAGUGUCUGUAGAUAUGAUUGCACCAGACGGCUCGAUGCUGGCAGUAAACCUGACGACACAAGAAGCCACAAAUUGGCUAACAGGCUUAACGUACAAAGUGAAAAGGAACGAUUCUGAAACAACCUUAGAGUUGCCGACACAAUGGGAACCCAUGCAAGAAGAAGGGUUUAAAAAGGUCGAGCUGCAACCGAACUCACCGGAGUAUAAGGUUGUAGCCCAGGGUUUCCUCAAAACCGCGAAAUUCAACAUUCGCAAAAUUGAGCGCGUGCAAAACCUCUACCUGUGGUAUGCCUAUAGUGUGUGUAGGCAGCGUAUAUUCUCCAAGAAUGGCCCAGCUGAGCUUGGGGAGAAGACUCUCUACCAUGGCACAUCAGCAGAGUCUUGCAGGUGCAUUGAAAGAGACAGAUUUGACAGGAGUCACGCAGGAGCACAUGCUACUAUGCAUGGAAAGGGAGUUUACUUUGCAGUCAAUGCAGAGUAUUCGGCCACACGUUUUUCCCCAGUAGAUGCGUCGGGCUUGAAGAGGCUGUAUGUGGCGCGCGUCGUGACCGGCCGUUACACAGUCGGUGACCAUACCAUGAAAGCCACCCCUCCUCGAGGCUCGGACCGCACCGACUGCUUUGACAGUUUGGUGAACAACAAGGAGCAACCCUCCAUGUUUGUGAUCUUUCAUGAUGACCAGGCCUACCCAGAAUACCUCAUCACCUUCAACUGAGUAUAACAACAAAGAAAAAUCACGCUUCAAUUCUCUACAAUGGUGUCACGCUGAUUAAGGUUAAAUAGUGUGUGAUAUAAAACCAGAAAAUAUAUAUAACUGCAAUACAGUAAAAUUAUAAGUUAGUGUUAUGUAACUCCUAUUAAUCAGCAUUAAUUAUAUAAUCGUAUUUUUGCAAAGUUUGUUCUUUAAGAAUUAUUGUAUUUUGAUUUAGAAUCAUUAAUAUAGUAUUUCUUUUGGUUAUUUUUGCUUUUUAUUGACUUUAUCUUUUAAGUUUUUGCACCUUAUUCAUCCAGUUAAUUUGAAAUGGUAACCGAUUUAAUUAUUAUGUAAAAUAUUACAUAUACAUUUUAACAAUGCAUGCAAAAGUAGAUCAAGUCUCAACAUUAAACGAGCUGGGGUCAAUCCAUCUGCGCCGUGCUAAUUGAUUCAUUAAAAGCGGUCACACUUUAUUGGGAAGUGAAAUUUUGAUAGAAUACUUUAAAUUAAAGAAAAUGUGAAGACUUUCUUUGAUCCAAAGUAAAGAUAUUACGGACAUUAUAAAAGGAUAUUUUUAUUUUCUUUGAAGAGAAUACAGUAGCUAAAGAGUCUGUGUUUUUGUAACAGCGCUAUUCAUUUAGUGAGUCAAUGCCAUUACAAUUGAUAGACCUUUAUUGACCAUUUUAGAUGAAGUGCUUAACAAUGUAAAUAAAAGCUUUAUUAAAAUUAUUGAUUGCAAA
Messenger RNA from Cottoperca gobio, 5729 nucleotides. Its product is annotated as protein mono-ADP-ribosyltransferase PARP14-like. The transcript has 15 exons. NCBI's taxonomy places the organism in Eukaryota, Metazoa, Chordata, Actinopteri, Perciformes, Bovichtidae. Gene Ontology annotation, cellular component: nucleus; cytoplasm. Gene Ontology annotation, biological process: negative regulation of gene expression; protein poly-ADP-ribosylation. Bases 193 to 5010 code for a protein of 1605 amino acids. The record is from RefSeq and is a predicted model, not a curated record. Gene Ontology annotation, molecular function: transcription corepressor activity; NAD+ poly-ADP-ribosyltransferase activity.